Messenger RNA from Plasmodium gonderi, 1131 nucleotides. Its product is annotated as merozoite surface protein 7. Lineage: Eukaryota; Apicomplexa; Aconoidasida; Haemosporida; Plasmodiidae. The transcript has a single exon. The coding region runs from base 1 to 1131 and encodes 376 amino acids. The record is from RefSeq and is a predicted model, not a curated record.
AUGAAGAAAAGAAUUAUAUUUUUUGGCUCCAUUUUUGUGUUACUUUCUUGCACCCCCGUGUCGUCUGAAAAGAUUGGCCCUCAGAAAAAGAAAAAAAAUUUAGAAGAAGAUGCUGCACAUAUGCUUAUGAAGAAGUUGGAAAAAUUAUAUAAGCUUAACGAAACGAAUAAUGGUGAAAUUUUUAACAAAGAAAUUGAAUCAUUAAAAAAACAAAUUGAGGCACUGCAACAUGGGAAAGCAAACAAUUUCGAGGGAAACAUUGGACAGCUGCUAGAAAAUGAAUCAAAAGAUGAGUUUGGUCAAAAAACCAUUUUCGGCAUGGAUGAAGACGAUCUGGACAACUACGACGCAGAUUUUAUUGGACAAGGAAAAGACAUCACUCAAGGGGAAGAAAAUCCUGAGAAUGAAGACGAGGAGAAUGGUGAAGAUGAAAAUGAAGAAAAGGUGAAAGGUGAAGAUGAAAAUGAUGAUGGUGAAACUGCUAAUGAACAGGAAGUAAUAGCAAAUAGCUAUGAACUGGGUGAUGAAUUUGGGGGAGGUGGAGAUAGCGAUAGGCCUUUAUAUUCUAGUUCAUAUACACGUACGAGUGGACAAGCAAAUCCUCCCUCUUCUCAAACCCCAUCACAGAGUUCCUCAAGUGCAGCUACUAGCGAAGUUAAUCCAGCACAAGGAACACCUCAAGACGGAUCUUCCCCUAAUGCAAACUCUGCUACACAGAGUAGUAAUGGACAGAAAGUAAACGUCAAAUAUUUAGACAAGCUAUAUGAUGAUGUUCUUAAAACGGACGAAAAAAAUCAAAUACACGUUCCUGAGUACCAUAGCAAAUAUAAUGAAUUUAGAAAAAAUUACGAAUUUACGAUGAAUGAACACGAAUAUGACAUUGUGAAAAAUUUAUUUAGUGCCUGCUUCCCUAAAAAUGGUACUCAAAAUGCUGCUUGCGCCCCCGUUGAAUUGUUUAAAAAAGUUCUGAAUAAUCCAAGUUUUCAAAAAGAAUUUGACAAUUUCAUGCAUGGUCUUUACGGAUUUGCUAAGCGUCAUAAUUAUUUGAGGGGAGAUAAAAAGGAUUCGAAUAUAUCGACCAAUUUGUUUACAAAUAUCAUAAACAUGUUGAACACAAUUGAUGUAGCGUAA